Molecule: messenger RNA, 2516 nt
Organism: Aspergillus nomiae NRRL 13137
Lineage: Eukaryota; Fungi; Ascomycota; Eurotiomycetes; Eurotiales; Aspergillaceae
Product: 5-methyltetrahydropteroyltriglutamate--homocysteine S-methyltransferase
Exons: 4
Coding region: 192-2516 (774 amino acids)
Molecular function (GO): zinc ion binding; 5-methyltetrahydropteroyltriglutamate-homocysteine S-methyltransferase activity
Source: RefSeq, a predicted model, not a curated record
CUUCUUCUUCUAUUCUCUUUCAUCCCUUUUUCCCCUUUUGACCCUUCCCUCUACAGGAGACGGUGACUGUCUCUUGUAUCUUUUGAUCCAUUCUUCUUUUUUUGUGACAAGACUUCUAUCUUGUUUCUCUACUCCAUUCCCUAUCCUCCUAUCUUUCCUCCCUUAAAAUCCGUACUCACAUAUCUGUCAAGAUGGUUCAAUCCUCCGUCUUGGGUUUCCCUCGUAUGGGAAAGCUUCGUGACCUGAAGAAGGCCACCGAGGCUUACUGGGGUGAAAAGAUCUCUCGUGACGAUCUCUUGGCCGAGGGAAAGAGACUCCGUCUGGAGCACUGGAAGAUCCAGAAGAAUGCUGGUGUCGACAUCAUCCCCAGCAAUGACUUCGCUUUCUACGAUCAGGUCCUCGACCACAUCCAGAUGUUCGGUGUUAUCCCCGAGAGAUACAGCAAGUACAACCUCCACCCCGUUGACGAAUACUUCGCCAUGGGCCGUGGUCUCCAGAAGCCUGCCAAGGAUGGCCAGGCCGCCAUUGAUGUCCCUAGCUUGGAAAUGGUUAAGUGGUUUGACUCCAACUACCACUACGUCAAGCCUACUCUUCAGGACAACCAGACUUUCAAGCUCGCCGAUCAGCCCAAGCCUGUUGCUCAGUUCCUUGAGGCCAAGGAGGCCGGCAUCGUCACUCGUCCCGUCAUCCUGGGACCUGUCUCGUUCCUGACUCUUGCCAAGGCUGACCGUGGUCAGACCGUUGACCCCAUCUCCAAGAUUAAUGACCUCGUCCCUGUCUACGUCGAGCUCCUCCAGAAGCUGAAGGAGGCUGGCGUUGAGGACGUUCAGAUUGAUGAGCCUGUCCUCGUCUUUGACCUCCCCGCCAAGUCCAAGGAUGCCUUCAAGCCUGCCUACGAGAAGCUCGGUGCUCUCGGUGACAAGGCUCCUCGCAUCGUCCUCGCCACCUACUUCGGUGACAUUGUUCACAACAUUGAUGUCCUUCCUGCUCUUCACAACCUCCACGGUAUCCACGUUGACCUUGUUCGCAACCCUGAGCAGCUCGACACCGUCGUUGGUGCUCUUGGCCCCAACCAGGUCCUUUCUGCCGGUGUUGUCGAUGGUCGUAACAUCUGGAAGACCAACUUCAAGGCCGCCAUUGAGAAGGUUGAGCUGGCUAUCCAGAAGCUUGGCAAGGACCGUGUGAUCGUUGCCACUUCCAGCUCCCUCCUUCACGUCCCCCACACCCUUGAAAGCGAGAAGAACCUCGACGCCGAAGUGCGUGACUGGUUCAGCUUCGCUGUUGAGAAGACUGCCGAAGUCGUUGUGAUCGCUAAGGCCGUCACUGAGGGCCCUGCUGCCGUCCGUGAGCAGCUCGAGGCCAACGCCAAGUCUGUCCAGAGCCGUGCCUCGUCCAGCCGCACCAACGACCCCAAGGUCAAGGAGCGCCAGGCUGCCGUCACCGAGGAGAUGCACAACCGCAAGUCUGCUUUCCCCGUCCGUCAUGCCGAGCAGGGCAAGUCUAUCAACCUUCCUCUCUUCCCCACCACCACCAUUGGAUCUUUCCCUCAGACCAAGGAGAUUCGUGUCCAGCGUAACAAGUUCACCAAGGGUGAAAUCACCGCUGAGCAGUACGAGAAGUUCAUCGAGAAGGAGAUCGAGGAUGUUGUCAAGAUCCAGGAGGAGCUCGACCUGGAUGUCUUCGUCCACGGUGAGCCUGAGCGUAACGACAUGGUCCAGUACUUCGGUGAGCGUCUCACCGGUUACGUUUUCACCACCCACGCCUGGGUCCAGAGUUACGGUUCUCGUUGCGUGCGUCCUCCCAUCGUUGUUGGUGACAUCUCUCGCCCUGCCCCCAUGACCGUCAAGGAGUCCAAGUACGCCGUCUCCAUCUCCAAGAAGCCCAUGAAGGGUAUGCUCACUGGUCCCAUCACCUGUCUCCGGUGGUCUUUCCCUCGUGACGAUGUCCACCAGUCCGUCCAGGCUCAGCAGCUGGCUCUUGCUCUCCGUGACGAAGUCAUUGACCUUGAGGCUGCUGGUAUCAAGGUCAUCCAGGUCGACGAGCCUGCCCUCCGUGAGGGUCUCCCUCUCCGCUCCGGCAAGGAGCGUGAGGACUACCUCAAGUGGGCUGUCCGCUCUUUCCGCUUGGCCACCACCGGUGUUGCCGAUGGCACUCAGAUCCACUCUCACUUCUGCUACUCUGAGUUCCAGGACUUCUUCCACGCUAUUGCCGCUCUGGAUGCCGAUGUUCUGAGCAUUGAGAACAGCAAGUCCGACGCCAAGCUGCUCAAGGUCUUCAUUGACGAGGCCUACCCCCGUCACAUUGGACCCGGUGUCUACGACAUCCACUCUCCUCGUGUCCCCAGCGAGCAGGAGAUCAAGGACCGCGUCGAGGAGAUGCUUCAGUACCUCCGUCCUGACCAGCUCUGGAUCAACCCUGACUGCGGUCUCAAGACCCGCCAGUGGCCCGAGACCAAGGCUGCUCUGUCCAACAUGGUCAAUGCGGCCAAGUACUUCCGUCAGAAGUAUGCCAAAUAA